This is a messenger RNA of Nothobranchius furzeri (turquoise killifish), 7683 nucleotides long. RefSeq names its product A disintegrin and metalloproteinase with thrombospondin motifs 5 (gene adamts5). NCBI's taxonomy places the organism in Eukaryota, Metazoa, Chordata, Actinopteri, Cyprinodontiformes, Nothobranchiidae. Gene Ontology annotation, molecular function: metalloendopeptidase activity; zinc ion binding. Gene Ontology annotation, biological process: extracellular matrix organization; proteolysis. The record is from RefSeq and is a predicted model, not a curated record.
UUGUUCUCCAACUUCAGCUCAGUCCUCUGCAGGCUGCGCUCUAAUCCUCCUCCCGUCUCUCUGUGGGUUUGUUUUUCCUCUCCUGUUUCUGUGUGUGUGUGCGCGCGCGCGUGCACGAGGGAUCAGGACGCACGGAGGAUGCGCCUUUUGGAGAGACAAACACCCGAACUUGUGCGUCCGGCCGCUCCGGGGCUGUUUUAGUGGAGACUCCCAUGUUUUUGUGGCUGGAGUGAGGAAUGCCGCGGCUCCUUGGAGCGCUGACCGGGAGCAUGCUCCGGGUUCGGCUGCUGCUGCUGCUGUGCACCGUGGAGUCUGGAGCCGGGGUGCCCCCCUUCCAGGGGUUCUACCUUCCACCUGCCAGCGGCUCGCUGCUCUCACCUGCCCGGAGGACAGACGGGGUGGUCCAGACUAUUGACCGGAUUUACCACGGUGGGGGGAAGGUGGGCUACCUGGUGUACCUGGAUGGGAGGCGCUUCCAGCUGGACAUGGAGCGGGAUGAGUCGGUGCUGUCGCAUCACUCCAGCCCCCAGUAUGUGCGCGUGAUGCUGGGGCAGAUCCCCAUGCAGCGGGAGUGCGCGUACCGGGGCACCGUGGACUCCAACCCGGAGUCCCUGGCCGUGCUCAACCUGUGCGGGGGAGGUCUGGAGGGCUUCUUCGCCGUCAACCACUCGCGCUACUCCAUCACCCCCAUCAUCAGGGCAAGGGGACACGAGCACGACGUGCGCGCCCUGCACGAUAGGGACGCGGAGAGCGCGCUUCACGUGUUCACGCGUGAAAGUUUCAGCUUCGAGGCUUUGAGCGAGGGACGCGACAGCUGUGGCACGCGCGACGGGCGCAGGGGACGCCGGCACGCCAAGCGGAGAAAAGGGAGGAGGUGGUGGAGCCGGUUCGCCACGGCACCGGCAGCUACGGAGCCUGGCGCGCGGCGCAGGAGGUCGGUCUCACGCGCCAGGCACGUGGAGCUUCUCCUGGUGGCGGACGAGACCAUGAUCAAGAAAUACGGACGGGACCUGAACCACUACUUGCUGACUCUGGCCUCCAUCGCCUCCAAGCUGUAUGGGCACGCGAGCAUCGAGAACCCCAUCCGGCUGUCCGUGGUGAAGGUGACCACGGUGUCCGAGAAGGAUAAGGGGCUGGAGGUGUCCACCAACGCGGCCGCCACCCUGAAGAGCUUCUGCAAGUGGCAGAACCAGCAGAACUCCCUGGACGAUGACCACCAGCACCACCACGACGCCGCCAUCCUCUUCACCAGGCAGGACCUCUGUGGCCACCACUCCUGCGACACCCUGGGUAUGGCUGAUGUCGGCACCAUUUGCUCCCCAGAGAGAAGCUGCGCCGUCAUAGAGGACGAUGGGCUUCACGCCGCCUUUACCGUCGCCCAUGAAAUAGGUCAUCUGCUCGGAUUGUCUCACGACGACUCAAAAUUCUGCGAGGAGCGCUUCGGCGUGAACAGCGACAAGCGGCUCAUGUCCUCCAUCCUCACCUCCAUCGAUGCCUCCAAACCCUGGAGCCGCUGCACCUCAGCGACCAUCACCGACUUCUUUGACGACGGCAAUGCUGAGUGUCUCCUCGACACUCCUCGUCAGCCCCUCCUCGGAUCGGAGGAACUUCCGGGUCAGAGCUACGAUGCUGUACGCCAGUGCCGGCUGGCCUUUGGGCCCGAAUACACCGUUUGCCCAGGCAUGGAUGUCUGUUCCCGGCUGUGGUGCGCCGUGAUCCGCCAUGGACAGAUGGUGUGUCUGACCAAGAAGCUUCCAGCGGUGGAGGGGACGCCCUGUGGGAAGGGACGCAUCUGCCUGCAAGGGAAGUGUGUGGACAAGACCCGCAAGAAGCACUACUCGGUGUCCAACCACGGCAGCUGGAGUUCCUGGGGUUCAUGGGGGCAGUGCUCGAGAACCUGCGGAGGCGGGGUGCAGUUUGCCCAGCGUUUGUGCAACAACCCGCCACCUCGAAACAACGGGCGCUAUUGCACCGGAAAGAGAGCGAUCUAUCGAUCCUGCAACGUCGCUCCAUGCACGGCUUUGAGUAAAAGUUUCCGUCAGGAGCAGUGUGAGGUCCGCAACGGUCCCCAGACCGAUCCAAAAGGGGUGAAGACUUUUGUCGAGUGGGUGCCUAAAUACGCGGGAGUUCUUCCUAAAGAUGUGUGCAAGUUAACCUGCAGGGCAAAAGGAACGGGCUACUAUGUGGUGUUCUCUCAAAGGGUGGCUGAUGGGACAGAGUGUCGCCCUCACAGCAGCUCAGUGUGCGUUAAAGGGAAAUGUGUUCGUACAGGCUGUGACGGCAUCAUUGGCUCCAAGCUCCAGUUUGAUAAAUGUGGAAUGUGUGGAGGCGACAGCACGGGCUGUGUACGGGUAGCUGGGAACUUCACCAAGAAGAGUAAAGGCUACACUGAUGUGGUGAAGAUCCCCACAGGCUCCACUCACAUCAAGGUCCGUCAGCACAAAGCCAAGGACCAGACCCGCUUCACCGCCUACCUGGCUCUUCGACGGCCCAAUGGAGAGUACCUCCUAAAUGGCAAGUUCAUGAUCUCCACCUCAGAGACGAUCAUCCUGCUCAAUGGUUCUCUGCUCAACUACAGCGGCUGGAGCCAGCACGACGAGUGGCUCCACAGCAUGGGUCCUGGGGCUUUAAAAGAACCGCUGGUGGUCCAGAUUCUAGCUACAGAUGCCAAAAAGCCCCUUGAUGUUCGUUAUAGCUUCUUCAUGCCGCGACGAACAGCUCCACAGCCGCAAAUAAUGCCAAAGCUGAUCUCGUCGCAGAUCACUACCACAACAGCUAUGACAGCAAGAACCACCAUGACUAGCACCACUAUGUCAUCCUCUACAGCCCUUGCUCUGGUUCCAGGGGUGACCACAACAACUGGCCCCUCGACCCCAGCGCCAGGGCCCAGGUGGGUAACAGGACCGUGGAUGACGUGCUCCAGGACUUGUGAUACUGGCUGGCAGAGUCGGACGGUGCAGUGUAAGGACCAGGAUGGUAAACUGUCCAAGGGCUGCAUUCUGAGCACCCGACCUUCUGCCUUCAAACACUGUCUGAUAAAGAAAUGCUGAACCAGCAGGAGAGGACAAGAAAACGUUUGAAGGAAGAAGUUUCGAUCUAAAGGUCUGAAAGGAUCUGAAACAUUGGAUGUAGAACCAAUAGACCAUUGAGUUUGAGACAUCAACUCUUAAACGGGAUUGUGAAUGUUGGCGAGGAACGCCAGAAUCAGACACUGGGAGAUUCCGAGGUAGACUCGCUAAUAAGCUAGAAAAAUGACCUGGAAUCCUUCAAGCUAUGCAGAACAGAGGAUUAUCACCCUGACAUGACUGAUGACGGAAACUGCAUGUAACUUCUACAUGGACAAUACCUGAUUGUCUUUUCUUCAGCCUCCAAAACCCAGAGGCUUAGCAAGUCUUGCCCCAUGGUGGCAUGCCUGUUGUCUUACGCUUCCUCGAGUUGCUGUCACUCAACUUCAGUCAUGAAUUUGUUCACGGCAAGACCCCUGCAAUGGGGAACUACUUGGUAGUGUUCUGUUUCGGGUUUUAUACAGAAAAACAUCAGGGUCCUGGAUCGUCAUUUGCUGUACUUUUCUUUAAAAAAAAAAGUGCUGGAGGCGUGUUGGAACAUUUGACUCACUGGAUCAUCGUCCGUCUUUGUCAAGAUCUUAUAAGCUAACUCUGAGAAAAGCCUUUUCCAUCAAAUCCCUGUGCCAAAAAAUGGUAUAUUCCAGUCAUCUGAUUGCAGUUGAAUUUGUAAUUUUCUCAUGAGGUUUUAUGGCUGAAAGUAACAGGACAUGGCGUUGGCCUGGAUUAGCAUCACCCAUUGAUGUAUUCAACUGGAAAUCAUGAAGAAGGGAAGGAAAGUUUUUCUAUGGUCUAGUUAGGAACACGUACAACGUCUAAUAAUCAAGAAUAAAUAGGGUAAGUAAAUGGUCACCAAUGACCAAUUUUAGGUUUGCAGGUGUAUUGAUUGUCUCCUGCUUUAUUGUCCUUUCAGGAACAAAUAGGGGCAACUCCUCCCCAAAAGACACAAAUUAUGAUUGUACAAAAAUGAGAUUUACUUUGACUCACAGGUUUGGGGCAAUGCCCAAGUUGUGUGUAAAUUUGUCUUGGUGUGACGUUGAUCUACACCCUUUAUAUAAUGUCUUUCUUUUUCAUGCACAUACAGUUUGUAUCAUCAGAAUAUAUGUACUGAUUCUAAUGGGUCACUAUGAGCUUUUCAUGCAGGCGGAACAUGAGAAUAGUCUCCUACACCGAUCUCCUGCAUUAGCUUCUGACAGAAAACAGACGGUGAACCUCUAGGAUUAGAAAAGCCUGACAGAUCUACGUCUCACUGUCACUAACAUUUAUGGACUCACCCAUCUUGGCUCACAACGGGGAAGGCUGUUGUGGGUUUAGCCUCCAGGAAAAAGCAGAAGCUAGCAGUUAGCAUUAGCAGCUCCACCACACAGCAGAACUCCUCCAGGCUUGUGUUAUUUGUGGAGAUUAAACAUCAAUGUUGAAGAGCAACGGGAGUCAGUGGUAGAGUCAUGUUGCUGUUAUCCAAUCAGAGGAGAGAUGUCCAAACAUCAGGAGUAAAUCCUGCCGUCUGACGCUCGACUCUGAUUUAGCUCACUUCUAGUUCCACAAACAGACGCACCGAAGCUUUUUUCCCCAGAGAACGCGUUAUAACUAAGGUAUUGAGUCCCUCUAGAGACCACUGAAAAUGUACUGAUUAAUCAACCAGUAAAAUACCCUACACAGUUUCAAAAUGUACAUAAAUAUUUUGACAUUUUGUCCCAAAAAGGCGUGUUUGGAAAACAGUUUUACUUUUGACAAAAUAAGUAACAUGAUUUUAGACAUUUCACGAACAACCACAGAAGUAAAUAUGUGAUAUUUUAGAAAAAAUAUACAUUUUUUGAAAAUGUUUUUGUUGUUUUUGCAUCAUCCAGAAAGUAGAAUUUCUCUAAAUGUCUUUGCUUCAUUUGUGAUGUUUUCGUGAAUUUGUUGUCCGCUUUGCAUUUUUGCAUUUGCCACGCUGUAACUCUAAGCUUCAGUUUAAUGCAGUUUAAUAAUGGUGUCAAUCUUCUUGACUAUAAAGGCUGUCUUCAUUACCAGACAUUUCUUUAUGUACUGAAGAGGAGAAACAAACUCCUCUGUCAUUUUGAUGGGCCAGUGAUUCCAAAUCCUCCACCUUUACCUACAAUACUACCUUUAUUUUGGUAAUCCAAUAAAAGAGGCAAAAAGGUUUGUGCGUCUUCCCCAAGACAAACUUAAAUUGAGACAAUAAAAUUGAACAAAAUUCCAUUUAUUUGAAUGAGGAAUAAAAAAACGUGGUCUUGGCAACAUUACCUAAGCUUUCACGAACAACUAGGCAACAGCGUGAAUGACGGAUCUUUAACUGACUUCCUGUACUUGUGUUAAAAUAUUUGGCUAUCAUGUUUUCUUGAAAAGCAAAUUUCGCCUGUUUGGCUUCCAUGUAGGAAAUAUACUGAAGACAAUACUUGACCCAGGUCAGUGCACUACCCAAAGAUUCUCUCGGCUCCUUCAAACAACACUUAGACACAUUUGUUCAAUGAACAGAUUAUUAAUUUAUGUUUAUAUUAGGGCUGCACAAUAUUAGAAACAAUGUUGUUGCAAUAUUUAAUAUUGGGAUAACUAAAUAAAGUGCGAUUAAAGCAACAAUUUUUGUGUUCUUUAGCGUCUUGAGCACCAUAGAGAGCCUAAGUCUCCUCCCUUUCCGGUGGCUCAUGGGUCCCGGAAGAAAGAAAAAAUUACUGCAAGUCAACGGGGCUAAAAACACUGGAGUCUAAUCUGCUUUGUCUACACCCUGGAUCACACAUAUGUUGUUCUUCAGUUUAAAUGAAAAGUAAUGAUGGGUGUUUUGACCACGCCUGUCACGUACUUUGAGAUUUAUCAGCUUGUAAAAGUUCGUAAUUAGCAUGAUUACACACUAGAAAUCGGCACGUCACAUAUGUGACGUCACCACAUAAUCUCCUCUCCCCUAGCGUAGCUGCUACUCACCACAUGACCAGAUUUAUGGUGGUUCUUUCCUCCUGUGGGAAGUUUGCUGAACUUUCAGCCAUUUUCCCUCAGUUUUCUCUGUGUCUGGUUCGAUGACGUCACUUUCGUGAAGCGCAUUUGUAGUCCUGGACUUAUUUUAACACAAAACCUAAAAUAGCGUUUCCUCCUGUUCGAAAAUAAUCUUGGUAUCAAAAUGUGUCUUUUAAAUUCACUGACAUCAUGUGUGAAAUCCAUGGCACAAAACAAGUGGAAUUAGAAAAUAGCAUUUUUAGCCCCUUUGACUUAGAUUCAUUUUUUCGUUCUUCCGGGGAUCCAUGGUCCGGAAAUAGAUGGGUGUGACAGGCUCCUUAUUCAUCUAAAGAAGGUGUGAUCAUUGUGAAAGUUCAUCUGAAUGGCCAAAUUUAUGAUUGACAAGCAGAUUGUAAAUGCACGAAACUUGGAAAUUAAUAGUUUGGUUUUUUUGAAGACCUUUACAAUAAUGAUACUGUGCACAAUAAUAUCGCAAUAACAAUGACUUAUGAUAUUUACUGCGCAUUUAGUUGCGAUAACGAUAAAAUUGUUAUAUUGUGCACAUCGAUGGUGCAAUAACAAAUUUUACUCUGUGUUGAUAUAACUACAUUUCUGAUGUAUUGAGUACUGAUAUAGAUAGCAAUACUGAUAGAUUAAUUUUGAUAAAUCAUACACAUUAAUAUCGCAAAAAUGAAAAUGUUGAUAUUUGUGUAAAUUUUGAUUGUGACACUGAUAAAAUUGUUAUAUUUUGUACAUCGAUGGUGCAAUUACAUUUUUACUGUGCUGUUGAUAUCAUAAUAAACAAAAUUUCAGACGUAUUGCAUAACGAUACUGAUAACGAUAUCGAUAGAUUAAUUUCAAUAUAUUGUACACGCUGACAUUUUGAUAUAUUGUGUUCUUUGAUAUAUCAAUCAACAAAACAAUUAGAUAUAUUUUGCAGAACAGUAUCGUGAAAAUUAUGACUUUUGAUAUAUGGUGCACGAGGAUACCCUGAUGUUGAGUUUUGACGUCUUGUUCACAAUAAUAUUGAGAUGCUAACAUUUUCAGUGUUUUGUGGUCAUUUAUAUCAUAAUAAUGGUAAAUCAUUUGUUUAUUGGGCCAAAGGAAACCGCAACAAUGAUAUUUUUUCUAAUACUGUGCAUGCCAAUAUUGUAAUAUUUUAGAAUAUAAUGUGAGCCAAAAUUUCAAUAAAUUGUGCACCUUGGUUCAAAAUUUGAAAUAUUGUGAUGACAAACUGUCAAUUUGUUGUUCACAUUGAUUUUGCGAUAAUCAUUUAAUGUACUGAGCGCAUCGGUAUGUCGUUGUCAACAUAUACUCUAUACAUUGUACAGCCCAUCCAAGUAUAUUAAUCAGAAAUGUACACAUGUAAUACAACUACUUAAUAUUAAGUCUUUGUAUUCUCCAGUCCCAAGUCUUAUUCCAGCUUUUCCAGUGUGGGAAUCGCCGGUUCGUGAGUGACAGAAACACAGCACUGAACUUGUAAUUUAUAUUUUGUACAACUGAAAUGUGUGAAUUCAAAAAAAAAGGGGGAAACAAUGACAAGAGUUUUAUUUAUUAUAGUAAUUUCGUAUGAAAUUACUAUUUAAGUAAGGAAAUAUGACUGUGCUGAAACAAUCCUAUGUAAGAAUAUAGUGUUUACUUUUCUAGUCAUCCACAUGAAUAUAUGUAUAUAAAAUCUAUAUAUUUAAACACC